AUGUUUUCACCCCAGGAGCCGGCUAAGGAGCAGUGUAUCACGGCUGCGAAUGGCACGGAGCUCCACGUCUACGGACUCUACCGUGCCUCGGUUCGCCUGGAAGAUCAAGUUGAGCGACACGCCUUCUUCGUUACAGACGUCCGUCAGGGGGUGAUGGGCAUGGACUUGCUGCAGAAGUUUGGAGCGCUGAUUGACGUGCAGCACCGCGAGGUGCGACCCGCCGCAUCGAGGAUGGUGCCAUCUAGCGGUGGCAGUGAGCAGCAGCAGUUCCGUGACCGUCAGACGGAGGGAGGAGUGGCGCCAUCUAGUGGUGGCAGUGAGCAGCAGCAGUUCCGUGAUCGUCAGACGGAGGGAGGAGUGGCGCUGCAGCACGCCGGCCUCCUGACUGCGGCGGCUACGGCCGGCUUCGAGCCGGAGCUGGUGUCCGACGAGGAACUCGGCAGCUUCGCGCAGAUCGCCAUGGUCGGCGCUGAGGACCUAAUGAAGAAGUCAGACUUCACCGUCCGCACAGACGCCAGUCAGGACGGCAUCGGCUGCGUUCUAGAGGCGGAUGGACGGCCAGUGGAGUUUUCCAGCAAGGCGUUCUCCAAGCAGCAGCGGGCGUACUCCGUCAUAGAGCAGGAAGCCUUCGGCAUCGUGCAUGCGCUGAAGAAGUGGCGUCACCUGCUCCUUGGUCGUCACUUUCGGCUGUGCACCGAUCAUCGACCUCUGCUGUGGCUCCAGUCAAAGAGGGAUCUGUCUGGUCGGCUGGGACGCUGGGCGCUUCUGCUUCAGGAAUUCGACUUCACUGUCGACCACAUCUCCGGCCAGCAGCAUGUAGUGCCUGAUGCUCUGAGCCGUCAGAUCAAUCCGUAG
Amphibalanus amphitrite is the source of this 855-nucleotide messenger RNA. RefSeq lists its product as uncharacterized. The transcript has 3 exons. The coding region runs from base 1 to 855 and encodes 284 amino acids. The record is from RefSeq and is a predicted model, not a curated record. Lineage: Eukaryota; Metazoa; Arthropoda; Thecostraca; Balanomorpha; Balanidae.